AUAACACUUUCAUUCCGGCUACUAGCACGCAAAGCAACGGUCAUAGCAGACUAUCUUCGUUUACAAUCGAAUCUGAACAGCAUCGAAUAUUGUUGGAUUCAAAAAAUUUCUGAAAUUCCUCAAAAACACCGUUUAAAUGGCUUAUCAUAAUUACCAAGGACCGGGAGGGGCUCCACCGACUGCAACCCGUGAUUUUCUGUGGCAGGUGUUCCAAAGGGUUGACAAGGAUCGAAGUGGAGCAAUAUCAGCACAAGAACUACAGUCAGCAUUAUCCAAUGGAACAUGGGCUCCAUUUAAUGCAGAAACUGUUAGGCUUAUGAUUGGCAUGUUUGAUCGACAACAAAGAGGAACUAUUAACUUUGAAGAUUUUGGAGCAAUCUGGAAAUAUGUCACUGAUUGGCAGACUUGCUUUCGUUCAUUUGAUAGAGACAACUCUGGAAAUAUUGAUGGAAAUGAACUGAAAACAGCACUGACAAGCUUUGGCUAUCGUUUGCAAGAUGGUACACAUCAUAUGCUACUCCGGAAAUUCGACCGUAUGGGCAAAGGAACUAUCUAUUUUGAUGAUUUCAUCCAAUGCUGCAUUGUACUACAUAAUCUAACUUCGGCAUUUCGUCAGUUUGACACCGACCAAGACGGAAUUAUCACUAUUGGGUAUGAGCAUUUCAUUCAAAUGGUCCUCAACACCCGCGUUUAAUUGCAUUUUGACAUUGGCUUCCAAAAGAAAAGAAUUUGCCUACUUUGGUUUUCUUUCCGCUUUCGCAAAUGUCUUUGAUGACAAUUGUCUACUAUGGAUCCCUUCUUUAAAAAUCCACAUGUGAAUACACUACAUAACGCAAAACA
Molecule: messenger RNA, 840 nt
Organism: Daphnia carinata
Lineage: Eukaryota; Metazoa; Arthropoda; Branchiopoda; Diplostraca; Daphniidae
Product: programmed cell death protein 6-like
Exons: 5
Coding region: 137-694 (185 amino acids)
Molecular function (GO): calcium ion binding
Source: RefSeq, a predicted model, not a curated record